GAUCUUUUGAUGUAGCAACUACAUUGCGUCGCGUCGGAAUGUUUUUGGACGCAAAGCCGAGUGCCUGGCUUCAACCAAAUAAACCGUAUUCGAUUUUGUUUAAAUAAAUGUGCAAAAAAACCCAGCUUCUCUAUGUGAAAAGAACAAAAGCACCAGCUUUUUAAAAAUGUUACAAGAAAAUAAUUAGUAACAAGCCAGGCGCGAAACACUUUUUAUUGUAUCACAAACCAUUUGACCAAAAUAUGUCUGCUCCCAAAAUGCAAAUGCACCCCCCCACUAAGAUGGAAGAAGAUUCAGAUUCCCGUAAUGGUGCCUAUGUACCCAAAAUGGAACUGCUUAUGACCCAUUAUAUACACGAAAGCAAGAACGCUAUUAUGUACAGGUCGAGCGAGCCACAGUUCGCUGCGCGUCGUAAUAAAAAGACUCGUUUUGUAGGAAACCGCCGGCAACUAAGAAAUCUUUCUCAACCCGAGAAUAGCCAUAAAACCAGUCGAAGUCUCUGCCCUGAUACCGCUAAGAGUGAACCAAAAGUUUAUUCUUUGCGAUUUGUUUUGAACAAAAGUGAAGACAAGGAGUAUAGGUCAAUGCUCAAGGCGCAGGACGAUUUCUCACAAUCCUCUUGCCUUUGCCACAAUCUAAGCAAUGCCAACACAGAGGCUGGUGGUUAUCAAAAUGAUGGUAGCUUAACAGGCCAGUGUGACUAUUCGGAUUUUCUAACUACGGCUGGCGGAAUUCAAUCCCGAGCAGAUCGCAUCGCACGCAUUGAGACGUGCGGGAUAAGAACUCAUCUACAACCAGAGGCCCAAAUUCUUAAGCCGGUAACGGAACUUAACAAAACUCGCUUCGAUCAACAUUCGCCAGACUGGGUAUUUAAAAACUCAAGAAUUGGAGACGUCAGUAACAGCAGUAAAGUAAGCGCUUAUAACUCCGAGUCGCCUCCCGAAGAAUAUAAGGGGAGAACUCUAUACCAGGCAACAAAGUUAGAAUGUGCGUAUAAAAAAAAUCGUCGGCCGCUGAUAACCACUGAGCGCAAGAUGUCCACUGCAGAAGCAGAACGUCCCCAGACCAAUUAUACCGAUAUAAAGUGCGACUACAAAACUUGCUCAAUUUCCCAAGGCUUACAUCAGAACAAAGCAGUUCUUAAUAAAGUUCCUCCUAGCAAGCAGUGCAAACCUUUCCGCAGCGUAGAUUAUGAUUAUUACGAAAAUAUUAAAAAACUGCAUCUGAGCAAGGAAUCUGAACGACAAAUAAGGGACAAUGGGGACCCAAACGAUUUGCAGAACUUUUUGAAAAAGAAUUUAAUUAAGGCUACAACCAAUGAAUUGCUUAAAGCUGCCGCGCAAAGCACAAAGAAGUGUAACAUUGACUUAGAGCGCAAAUUAAAUGAUCUGAAUAUAAGAGAAGAGGAUCACAAUUUCAAUGACAGCGGAAACUCCUACAAGAACGAUCCCUAUCUAGUAUCUAUGAGCAAAAUGAAUUCUUGUAAAUUUAUGAGAUCAUAUAAUAGAGAUUGUGAAACUAUUUUUCCCACUGAUGACCACAGUGACCUAAAUGAAUUUAGAAAGUCUUUUAGGCCACAAUCCGUUGAUUUAUCAUCAAGCGCUUCUGUUUCGUUGUCUAGUUGCGAUGGGUCUUGCCUAAACAACGAUUCUAUGUGCGGUUCAGAAGAAGAUUGCUGCGAAUGUAAUGAAUACCAAUGUAUCGCAAGUCCGCCAAACGACCUUUCCAAGGAUUGCCUAAAUGCAGUUGAAGGUGUUUUUUGUAACACGGAGUAUGACGACUUUCAUGAAAACAUAACAUCUAGCUGUUGCUGCAGCGGGUCUUUGUGUAAUGAUGAUGAUGGUGGUUCAUACUUUGAUGAAGGUUUAAGCGUUGACAUAAAAUCCGAAAACGUACAAAGCCUACAUGAGAGCGGCGCAGAUGAAAAACUUACACGGAAAACAAUUCUUCUGGUAAAGACUGAGGAUAUAAAUGAUGUAACACAAGGAAUCAGCGAUGGCACCACUUAUUUCACUGGCUCUUUAAAUAUAGCGCAUCUUCCAAAAUCCAGUGAAAUAUUUAAGAGUCCGCAGGACCCAGAAAUGCAACGACACAGACGUGGUCAUGUUUUAAAGGAACUUUUUGAAACGGAGAAAAUCUACGUUAAUGAAAUAGCGUCAAUCUUAAAGGGCUACUAUGAUCGCUUGAGAUCGGAUGAAAGUGCUCCUGCCAGUCUGCAAGGUAAAGCAAAUGUGCUGUUCGGAAACCUUGAUGAGAUCUACUCAUUUCAUAAUGAUGUUUUUCUUAAGGAUCUUGAAAGCUGUAUAUCAGUCACUGAACGCGUUGCAUUAUGCUUUGUUAAAAGGCGUGACACAUUUUACCAAUUAUACUCAUUUUAUUGUCAAAAUAUACAACGCUCAGAGAAAUUACGUGAAACCUUAGUGGAUACUCAUAUGUUUUUCAAAGAAUGUCAAAUAGGUCUUGGUCAUAAGCUUCCUCUGGCUGCAUAUUUGCUUAAGCCAGUUCAAAGGAUUACAAAAUACCAACUUCUUUUAAAGGACUUGCUGCUCUUCACUGAUAACGAUAGCUGCAUAAAUGAACUUAAAAAGGCACUGGACUGUAUGUUAAUCGUUUUGAAGUGCGUAAACGAUUCGAUGCACCAGAUUUCAAUAACUGGGUUUUCGGGUGAUUUAGCGCAACAGGGUGAACUUUUGAUGCAAGACUCAUUCCAGGUAUGGAUAGAGUCUAAAAAGGACAUUCGUCUUCGAAUGAAGCCAAAACGGCGGCAUAUCUUUUUAUAUCAAAAGUCUUUGCUGCUUUGUAAGCAAACAUCAAAAUCGGGAUAUAACAAAAGCAGCUAUCAAUUUAAAAGCGAUGUUAAGAUGUCUCAAAUUGGCUUAACUGAGUCCGUGAGCGGCGAUGCAAAACGAUUUGAAGUAUGGCUCAAAGGGCGCCAGGAAGUUUAUACGUUGCAAGCAUCGACAAUCGGUGUAAAAGAGAUGUGGGUUGCCGAGAUUAAAAGGGUGCUAUUUAACCAACUCGAAAAGCUCAAAGGCGAUCAAAUAGCGAGGUACAACAUACGAAAUCAAAGUCUAUGGCAAAAAAGUUCUUGCGAAGCUUCCAACAUUACCCAUUGUUCAUUAGGGCGCAAGAAAUGCUGUGAAUUGCCUCCUAAUGAUUCCAAACGGAACACGAAUAUCAGAAGCGUGAAAACGUGCUUAUCAGAUCAAAAUAUUGUAAAUUGUAAUUGGAGCUCUGAUUGUUCCGACAUUGAUGAAGAUAAAACAAUUAACCCGAUACUAAUGCAGAAGACUGGACAACAGAAACUUUUAUGGAACCGAUCAAGUAGUCAUCAAGUCUUCAUUAAAAGCAAAUACAUCUUAAGUAGAAAGACUGUAAACAAUUAAAACUUUAAAGUAUCAA
Drosophila sechellia is the source of this 3402-nucleotide messenger RNA. Its product is annotated as rhoGEF domain-containing protein gxcJ. Gene Ontology annotation, biological process: intracellular signal transduction. The coding region runs from base 243 to 3386 and encodes 1047 amino acids. Gene Ontology annotation, molecular function: guanyl-nucleotide exchange factor activity. Gene Ontology annotation, cellular component: cytoplasm. The transcript has 8 exons. Lineage: Eukaryota; Metazoa; Arthropoda; Insecta; Diptera; Drosophilidae. The record is from RefSeq and is a predicted model, not a curated record.